AGUAUUGGUCCCCCUUUGCAGCCGUUGAUUCCGACCAGAUUUUAAGAUCCUUAGAACGUUUUCCUUUCUCAAUAUCCAUGGAGUGAAGCCAAAAGGCCGAGAGGAUAUUCCCAUCUUUUACUCAUCAAAGCUCCCAGAUGAUCGAAACCUAGCUACGUCUCCGUCCUCCAAAUCACAAUCGCCUCCAUCUGUCUUCUUCCCUCCCUAUCGCAAUCGCUUCUAUCUGAGCAGUGGACAUGUGUCCCACAAAUACUUCUAAGAGGACACCGAUUGUGUUGAGGAUGGUUGUGCUGGUCAUUGCAAUGCUUUGUGGUAUUUGUAUUUGCUUUAUUUGUCUAAAGCAAAUUAGCACACGUGUGAAUCCAAAUUAUGUCGUGCCAGGCCCAAAAAUCCAAGUAACCGUGGAACAGUGUCAGGUUUCUAGCACUCACGCUGGGGAGGGUUUACUUUUGCACUAUCCGAAACCAAAAACUUAUAGCAGGGGUGAAUGCAUAUGCAAUCCUGUCCGCUUCUUUGCAAUUUUGUCCAUGCAGAGAUCUGGAAGUGGAUGGUUUGAAACUUUCUUGAACAGCCACAUCAAUGUUAGCUCUAAUGGAGAGAUUUUUUCUGUUAAAGAAAGGCGGAGUAAUAUUUCAUCUGUUCUAGGCACGUUGGACAAAGUGUACAAUCUUGAUUGGUUUAGUAGUGCUUCCAAAAAUGAAUGCUCAGCUGCAGUUGGCUUCAAGUGGAUGCUUAAUCAGGGUGUCCUGAAAUAUCACGAAGAAAUAGUUGAGUAUUUCAACCGCCAGGGUGUUUCUGCAAUUUUUCUUCUCCGGAAAAAUCUUCUGCGCAGGACUAUUUCUAUUCUUGCAAAUUCUUAUGAUCGAGAUGUGAAGCUACUCAAUGGCACUCAUAAAUCCCAUGUCCAUUCACAAACCGAGGCCAAGUUGCUUGCACGGUAUAAGCCAGUGAUCAAUGUCACUUUAUUGCUUCCCGAUCUGAAACGUGCUGAGGAGAUGGCGGUCAAUGCUUUAGAAUGCUUCAAGAGCACUCGCCACAUUAUCGUCUACUAUGAGGAUCUUGUCAGCAACCGCACGAAGCUGAUCGAUGUUCAAGAUUUCCUAAGAUUGCCACAAAGGAAAUUGGAGAGCCGCCAAGUACAGAUACACACCAAGCCCCUCUCCGAGCAGGUCGCAAACUGGAAGGAUGUCUACAAUGCUCUCAAGGAUACGAAAUACGUCAGCUUCCUCGAGAAAUCAGACCGUCGCAUCUAACUCAAGAUUUACUUUGAAUGUCUGUAAAUAAGUUCCAUUCAUUCUUUAUCACAAGGUUCUCGGUAACUUCCAGCGUCCACCAUUUCAGCUGGUUGCACUGAGAAGGUUUUGACUGCGUCCCAGCCUUGUAAUUCUUUUAAUCUUUCAUUCAUUGUCUGUAGGCAUCCUCCUAUGUUGCAAUGUAUAUUGUGGUGGUUAAUGGGAAUGUCCUUGAGGUAUUCUAUUUGUUUGCAAAAAAACUUUUGAUUGUAUUCAUGAA
Magnolia sinica is the source of this 1512-nucleotide messenger RNA. RefSeq lists its product as uncharacterized. Bases 237 to 1253 code for a protein of 338 amino acids. NCBI's taxonomy places the organism in Eukaryota, Viridiplantae, Streptophyta, Magnoliopsida, Magnoliales, Magnoliaceae. The record is from RefSeq and is a predicted model, not a curated record. The transcript has 6 exons.